CCAUUUCUAAAUCAGCAGUGGCCAGGUUUGUGUUUUAUAAAGCUCAGGUGAUAAGAAGUAGUGGCAAAGUGCGACUACGUAGCAAAGUGACUCCACAGAGCAAACUGAAGAGAGUUUCUAGUAAAUUUCAGAUUUGGAAGCAAGAAUGUCCCACACAGUCUUACCCAUGAAUUCUUCAACACUCAUCAUCCAGAUUCAACCACCAACACAAACAACACCAGCUGGGACUGAGACAAAUGCUCCUGCACCUGUUUAUGUCCAACAGAUUGCAGGAUUUUCUCCUCUUCAUGGACUUCAAGCAUUUCUGAAGGGCCAACCAAAAGUCCUUGGGACUGUCCAGAUAAUAAUUGGUCUGUUGACUUUCAUGCUUGGGAUUGUGUCUACAGUUCAUGCGGAUUCCAUUUCUGUCUUUAGUGGUAUUCCUUACUGGGGAUCGAUCAUCUACAUUAUUGCAGGUUCACUCUGCAUUGCUGCCGAAAACAAACAUAAUUCACCCUUCAGUAUCUGUUUGGUGAAAGGUUCACUUGGAAUGAACAUUUUCAGUGCUAUAACUGCAGGCAUUGCAAUUGUUAUAAUUUCAUUUGAUUUGGCUAUUGGACCGUUGUUCUACAAUAACUGCAAUGAAUAUGAG
Molecule: messenger RNA, 631 nt
Organism: Carassius carassius (crucian carp)
Lineage: Eukaryota; Metazoa; Chordata; Actinopteri; Cypriniformes; Cyprinidae
Product: membrane-spanning 4-domains subfamily A member 4A-like
Exons: 6
Cellular component (GO): membrane
Source: RefSeq, a predicted model, not a curated record